AUGAACCCCAUGAUUAAAAAAGAUGUGAAAAUCAAGGUGGGGACCAACACAGUUUAUGCUGAGGUGUUAGAAAAAGCUCUUGAAGCUGAGUUGCUCGAAAAUGAUAUAAAGAAGGAGAAUGCUGCUAAGUGGGAAGCCCUAAGAAACAAUGGAGGAAAUCAAGAGAAUAAGAGAAAACACGAGGGAAAUCACAGUAAUGAUCGUGAUAAAAAGGGGAAAACAGUGGUUCAAAAUAACAACAAUAGGGUAAAAAGGUCCUAUGUAGAAUUUCCAAUUUGCCCCACAUGCAGUAGGAAACAUCUUGGGGAGUGUAAGAUGAAGUCAGGGGUGUGCUACAAUUGCAUGCAGCCAAGCCAUUUGAAGAAAAAUUGCCCAAAGGGACAAAAGAAGGAGAACCAAGCCGCUCCUGCUCGAGUGUUUGCUCUCACCAGAGGAGAAGCGGCCACAAGCAACACUGUUGUCUCAGGUCAGGUUUCUAUUUACGGAUUGCCUUGUAAUGUUCUCUUUGAUUCUGGAGCUAUUCAUUCUUAUAUAGCUACUAGGAUAAUUGAUAGUAUAGAUAAGUCAUGUGACCUACUUAGAUGUGGUAUUGUGACGGAAUUACCUUCGGGAGAAACUGUGCUAUCAACAAGAAAAAUGCGAGAUGUACCUAUCAUAAUCGAAAGUAAAGAACUCAUGGGCGACCUAAUAGAGCUAUAUUGA
This is a messenger RNA of Cannabis sativa, 702 nucleotides long. RefSeq lists its product as uncharacterized. The record is from RefSeq and is a predicted model, not a curated record. Bases 1 to 702 code for a protein of 233 amino acids. The transcript has a single exon. Gene Ontology annotation, molecular function: zinc ion binding; nucleic acid binding. Lineage: Eukaryota; Viridiplantae; Streptophyta; Magnoliopsida; Rosales; Cannabaceae.